This is a messenger RNA of Galeopterus variegatus (Sunda flying lemur), 961 nucleotides long. It is a transcript of the gene USP12, whose product is annotated as ubiquitin specific peptidase 12. The record is from RefSeq and is a predicted model, not a curated record. Gene Ontology annotation, cellular component: cytosol; nucleus. Gene Ontology annotation, biological process: protein deubiquitination. Gene Ontology annotation, molecular function: cysteine-type deubiquitinase activity; cysteine-type endopeptidase activity. The transcript is spliced from 7 exons. NCBI's taxonomy places the organism in Eukaryota, Metazoa, Chordata, Mammalia, Dermoptera, Cynocephalidae. Bases 1 to 897 code for a protein of 298 amino acids.
AUGCCUGGUUUUAAACCGUUCCGACCACCCCGAAAUCCCUAUCCUAUACCAUUACAAGCCCGGAAAGGGGCCUUGAAGGUCGUCAAACAGGACGCCGACGUCCCGAACGUGCCCACGUCUACCCUCGCGUCGGUGCGCACGCCGGAAGUGGGCCUGCGUGUUCGUCUCCAGGCGGGAGACAGCGGCUGGUCCUGCGGUGUCAGAACUGGCGCCAAUGCUUCGGCAUUAGAGAAAGAGAUUGGUCCAGAGCAGUUUCCAGUCAACGAGCACUAUUUUGGAUUAGUUAAUUUUGGGAAUACCUGCUACUGCAAUUCAGUUCUUCAAGCACUUUAUUUCUGUCGUCCGUUUCGGGAAAAAGUUCUAGCAUACAAGAGUCAACCUAGGAAGAAGGAGAACCUUCUUACAUGCUUAGCAGAUCUCUUCCACAGCAUAGCCACCCAGAAGAAAAAGGUUGGAGUGAUACCUCCUAAGAAGUUCAUAACGAGAUUACGAAAAGAAAAUGAGCUUUUUGACAACUACAUGCAACAAGAUGCCCAUGAAUUCUUAAAUUACCUACUAAAUACAAUUGCUGAUAUUUUACAAGAAGAGAGAAAGCAGGAAAAACAAAAUGGUCGCUUACCUAAUGGUAAUAUUGACAGUGAAAAUAACAACAGCACACCAGACCCAACGUGGGUCCAUGAGAUUUUUCAGGGAACAUUAACUAAUGAAACCAGAUGUCUUACUUGUGAAACUAUAAGCAGCAAAGAUGAAGAUUUUUUAGACCUUUCUGUUGAUGUGGAACAAAACACAUCAAUUACUCACUGCUUAAGGGGUUUUAGCAACACAGAAACUCUGUGCAGUGAAUACAAAUAUUACUGUGAAGAGUGUCGCAGCAAACAGGAAGCACACAAACGGUAACUUAGUGUUUUUUGAAUUAUUUAGUGAUUCUUUGGCAGUGGAUAUUAUAGAUGGCCGUUUCUAG